AUGACUCGAUUUCUGGCGGUCUUGUUGAUCCCUGCCAUCUGGUUUUCCACCAGCUCCGCAUUGUCGAUGCCCAACGAUGCAACCACUCGACACCUUAGCCAAGGAAUUACCACCAGACAGACCAUUAUCGCGCCGCCGCCUUGCGUACCGAUUUAUCCACCGCCAAGCGAGUUUGAAACCCAACAGCGGUUCAGUUGUUUCGCUCACGCCUUCCUUGUCACCAAGAACUUGACGGAGGCAUUCCAGUAUAUAUCCGAGGGCUAUGUUAACCAUAACCCAUUCGUUACCCAGAACGGUUCUCAAGCUGCCUUUGACUUUUUGGCACCCAUCUGGCCUUCUACCAAUAUAACCUUCCAGCGGAAGCUCUUCAGGGGUGAUAUGGGAUGGGUGAACUACAAUAGCUCUGCCGCCGGAGAAAUCAUCGACCGAUUUCGGUGGGAGGCCGGUUGUAUUGUUGAGCACUGGGAUGUUGGUGAAGUGUGGCCGGCGGACAAAUAG
Fusarium keratoplasticum is the source of this 498-nucleotide messenger RNA. RefSeq lists its product as uncharacterized. The transcript has 3 exons. The record is from RefSeq and is a predicted model, not a curated record. The coding region runs from base 1 to 498 and encodes 165 amino acids. Lineage: Eukaryota; Fungi; Ascomycota; Sordariomycetes; Hypocreales; Nectriaceae.